This is a messenger RNA of Fonsecaea erecta, 357 nucleotides long. RefSeq lists its product as hypothetical. The record is from RefSeq and is a predicted model, not a curated record. The coding region runs from base 1 to 357 and encodes 118 amino acids. The transcript has a single exon. Lineage: Eukaryota; Fungi; Ascomycota; Eurotiomycetes; Chaetothyriales; Herpotrichiellaceae.
AUGUAUAUUGCUCUGGAAAAACGCGGCUUCUCAACCAGCAACGCUGGCUUCAACCUCAGCACAACCGGCAUCAUCAGCAUCUGUAUCAUCCUUGUCCUCUUUAUCACCGUGACGAGUUUGCUGUGUAUGACGAACGCACGGAAGAGGCGGCUGCAAAGACUCAAACGCCUGCAACGCAAACAGAAUGCGCUCCGCACCACAGAGAACCGACCCGCAAGAGAGCCUCUUCGAUUCAAUCAGUCUCGGAAUUGGAAUACUCAGAGACCUGCCAGCACCCAAGUCAAACGUCCUGCUCCGGCACAUGUGGUUGGCGAGUGUCAUGAUCCUCUAGAGCCUCCACCAGCUUAUCAAGCAUGA